Messenger RNA from Acaulospora morrowiae, 1526 nucleotides. The record is from the annotation of a GenBank genome assembly. NCBI's taxonomy places the organism in Eukaryota, Fungi, Glomeromycota, Glomeromycetes, Diversisporales, Acaulosporaceae.
GAUUUGGAUUUUCCGUUAACUGUACGGAUUUCGAGUCUUGAAGGAACUCGCGAAAAAAAGCCUUUUACAGCUUUACUUCAAGAUCCUUCCCUCAACCAUACUGGUGUACAAACAAGUGAUUUCUCGGAUUUAUACGUGAACUGUCAAAUUUACGCGGAUAAUAAGCCGCUUACUAUUCCAGUAAGGACUUCAUACAAGUCAUUCAAGAACCAUUGGAGGUUGGAAUCAGAUUACAGUUUUCCAAUAUUCUGGAACGAAUGGCUCACAAUUCCUUUAAAAUUCCGAGAUCUUCCUGUAACCUCUCAGUUAGCUUUAACCGUAUACGACGUAUAUGGUCCACGUAAAGCAGUUCCGAUAGGCGGCACGACCUUUCGACUUUUCGGAAAGUACAAUACUCUAAGAAGGGGAAAACAUAAGUGCUAUCUAUGGCCAAACGUCGAAGCCGACGGUCGUGAGCACACUACCACCCCUAGUAAAGUGGGUGAUAAAAAUGAAAUGGAUCGAUUGGAAAAAUUGGUCAAACGAUAUGAGAGGAAUGAUAUGGCUAAGCUAGAGUGGCUCGACAAUCUUGCUUUCCGGCAGAUAGAGAAAAUUCAUAAACAAGAGUCAUCAAAGUCAAAAAAUUUAUAUUUGUAUAUUGAUUUGCAUAAAUUUGACUUUCCGCUUGUGUUUAGCGAACCGGAAUAUCAUUUACCCUUACCCACAUUACCCACAACGGCUAGUGGGAUACAAUCUGGCACAAUUGCGCCUACAGGAGAUGCUAGCAUAGUAUUCAUUGUUGAUCCAGAAAUCAACAGGGAAAAUCCUGUAGAAGUCAAACAUAGACGUUUGGUGAGAAGUCACCGGAAUGGACCUUUGGAUCGUGAUCUGAAACCAGACGCAAAGAUUAGGGAUGAAUUAAAUGGAAUUUUGAAAUACCCACCAACACAACCUCUGAGUUCAGAAGAAAAGGAUUUGCUAUGGAAAUUCCGAUUUUACUUGACACGUGACAAGAAAGCACUUACUAAAUUCCUCAAGUGUGUCGAGUGGACUGAUCCAACAGAGGAGAAACAGGCUGUCGAAUUGUUAUCAAAAUGGGCAGACAUUGAUCUAGAUGAUGCACUUGAGUUGUUGAGCGCUAAUUUUGAGAACCGUUCCGUUCGAAGAUAUGCCGUUAGUCAACUACGAAAAGCCGAUGAUGAAGAACUUUUGUUAUAUUUACUACAACUCGUUCAGGCCUUAAAGUUCGAAAAUAUUAGCGAUAAAUCAAGUUCGAGCUUGGCUGAAUUUUUAAUCGAGAGAGCUGUAAAAAAUCAAAUUUUGGGAAACAACUUUUAUUGGUAUCUUAUGGUUGAAUUCGAAGAUAAAAUCGUUGGUAAAAUGUACGGUAAAGUAGCUUAUCAGUACAUGAAUGCCAUGACAAAGGCACCGUCUGGAAAUCAGCGAGAAUUACUUCGUCGUCAGGGUGAAUUGGUUGCUGCACUCUCGUCGAUUUCUAAAGAGAUACGUACAAUGAAGGACACGAGACCUAAAAAAGUAAUAUCCAG